This is a messenger RNA of Dromiciops gliroides (monito del monte), 4679 nucleotides long. RefSeq names its product meiotic double-stranded break formation protein 1 (gene MEI1). Gene Ontology annotation, biological process: meiosis I. The transcript is spliced from 30 exons. The record is from RefSeq and is a predicted model, not a curated record. NCBI's taxonomy places the organism in Eukaryota, Metazoa, Chordata, Mammalia, Microbiotheria, Microbiotheriidae. Bases 1 to 3900 code for a protein of 1299 amino acids.
AUGGAGGCGAGGCCCGAGCUCAGACGGGCCGAGGAGGCAACGGGAACGGCGUUGGUGCUCUACGAGCGGGCCCAUUUCCGGCACGACCCGCGCUGGCUGCUGCCCCGACCGCCGCGUCUCUGCCUAGCCUGUGCCCUGGAGCUGCUGCAGCCCACGAGCGGCGUCUCGCUGGUGCGCAAGAAGCAUAUGUUGUCCUGCUUCCGUGAUGCCCUCCUGAGGCACGGUACAUCGGUCACGCAGCUCUUGGCUCAGAACAAGACGGUCUGCACCCACCUCAUAGGCAUCCUUUUUGGGCUCCUGCGCAGCAUAGAUGAUGGCAGCAUGCUGGAGCUCUGCAUGGAAGUCCUUAUUCAGCUCAUUGUCCAACUGAAGCUGGGGCCGUUUGUCCGCUGCUUGCUGGAAGAAUGCCAGAAAGAGCUCUGUAACAUGUCCAACCUGAGGGGCAGCCUGGCCACAGUGAGCCUCCUGGGCAAAAUGGUGGAUGCCAUCCCUUCCCUUGCUGAGAUUCUUGUGACAGAACAUGGUAACCUGGUGGAGCAUCAGUUGGGGUGCCUGAUUCACCCCAAUGAAGCAGUGAAGGCUGCGGUCUGCUAUCUGUAUGGGAAGCUGUAUUCCUUUCCUACUGUGGCAGAGAAGCUGUCUGGCCACUUCAGGGAGAAGCUGUGUCCCCUCUUCCUUACCACACUGAACAAGGCCCAGACAAAGGAGCUGCAGAUUAACUGCAUGGCUUUGCUGAGACAGCUCCUGAAAUACGAGCACUUUGUAUCAACUAUAAUGAGCAAGUCUGGGGCAGCGGGGAUUUCUGAAAAUGCUGAGCUACCACAAGAGGAAAAUACUCUGCCCUUGGUGCUUAAAAAGCUGCUGCUCUCCAGAGAUGAAAUCUUGAAGGUGGCCAGCGUCCACUGCAUGGCAGCCGUGCUGGUCCAUUCUCCUGUGAAAUAUGCCCCAGCCUUCAUCCACGCCGACAUCCCAGAGUUCCUGUUUGAGCAUCUCUCCUGCACCAGCGAGGCCCUGCUCUGCUCCGUGUAUGGCUGCUUGCUGCUCCUGGCUGAAGAGCACCUUUUCUUUUCCAAGUGUCACACCGUGUAUGGGAUCGAGUCGCUGGUGCGGAGCCUGAAGGGCAUCCUGCAGCUGAACAACCCAGAACUCCUCAAGCAGGGUCUGCUGCUCUUCACGGAGAUUCUGAGGCGGCAGCCAGAAGAGAUCAAGCUUUUCACAAACUCGGCCACCUGCAGAGAUGCCAGUGGGGUUCUCCGGGAGGCCGUGAGCAGCCCUGUCCUGGAGGUGGUGGCCGAGGCGGUCGGCGCUGUGGCAGCUUUUUUCAGGAAGGACCACCUGAAUUCACCACCGGUGCCGUAUGGAGAGCUUCAGGCCCUGGUCCAAGCGCUGCUGGACCGCUGCAGGGACCUGCUGCCACCCCUGAGCCGGGGGCCUCUCCUCAGUCACGACCCGCUGCUCCCAAGGGGCCCUCCAUGGAGCCAAGGAGCCAGCAGAGCUGUUCUGCAGCAGGGAGACGUCCUUCAGGGUGCCUUGGAGGGCUUCCGAAAUGCCUGCAGACUCGCCAUGGACCUUCGCAAUGAGCCCUCAGCCCGGGAGAACCCCUUUACGGCUCCCAGCAUGCAGAAGGGGGACACGCUGGAGACCUUCUCCAAGUUCCUGCUGAGUAUCUGUGAUUCCCUCUGCAUUCCCACUGUGAUGAGGCAUGCAGAACAUGCCACUCAUCCUGCUCUGAUGGAGACGUUCCUCUCGAUCCUCAGCAGUCUGUUCACCAUUGUACCCUGCAUGAAGGAGAAAUUCUCCAAGAAGCUGGCCUCCUCCUCCUUCAUCAGACUGAGCCUGGAGCUGAAGGCCCGGUUCUGUGGUGGACAGAGCCACCCAGCCCUGAAUCAGGCUUGUUCCAGCUUCCUCUGCUCCCUGUGCCUCAACCUCUUUUCAGCUUUGGAGGAGACAAGACCACUGCUCAGAGAGGGGCUCUCCGUCGUGUCUGUCAUCCUGCAGCACAGUCUGCCCCAGGUAAACACAGGAGGCUCCGAAAGCCUGGCGCUCCUGUCUGAUUCCCUGUACGUGGACGAAGCGACUCGUCAGCGCCAGUACUGCCUCCUCCUCCUCUUCUACCUUGCUUAUAUCCAUGAGGACAGGUUUGUUCCAGAGGCAAAGUUAUUCUUGGCUGUGAGAAGCCUCCUCCUGUCCAUACAGGACCAGGGCGAGAGCCCCCCGCCUGCUAUUUUCCGAGCAGUCCUUUACCUCCUCAUGGUCUGUCAGGACAAAGGGGAACCUUUAGAGGAGGCUCCCCUGAGCGCCAUCAGGACAAUGCUGGAGGGUGUCCCAGACCUCAGCCUGGUCUACAGCCACCAUCCCUGCACACUCAAGUUCUUCCUGACCUACCCAGACUUACAGAGCAGGUUUGGCCGCCGCAUACUCGAGCUUUGGCUGUCCUGGGAGGAUGGUGGCAGUGAGGAAGCUGAGGACCUGGAUGCCACCUCACCCGCCAGGCCUCCUGCUCUUCGGAACCGCUGGGACACCUUGCUGCACAUUCUGAAGAGUAGCUCCAGUAUUCUGCUCAUUUUACUGGACCUUGUCUAUUCCAGUCCCGUGGACAAAGCCCGAAAAGUGCUGACAGUCCUGAAAAUCUUCCUCAAGGAAAAUGAGGACAUUGAGGUGGGGAGCCUUCUCAGGGGGCACUUCCUGCAGGUCCUGCAGCAGCUGCUGAUGGAGAGUGGGGCUGCCCCGCUGCGAGCCAGCGGUAACCUGCCCCUGCUGCUCAGCCUGCUCUUCUUGGUGCAGCCAAGGAAUGAGGCCCAGAGAGAGCUGGACAGCACAGACCUGAAGCUGCUUCACCAGGUGAGUAACCUGUGUGGGAAGUGCAGCCUGGAUGACGUGGAGACGCUGCAGUCCUCCUUCAACUUCCUGUACUGGAGUCUCCACCAGACCACCCCCAGCAGCCGGAAACGAGCAGUGGCCGUGCUUCUGUCCAGCACCCCUCUCCUCGUGCUGCUGCAGAAGACUCUGGGGCUCACCUGGACGGAGCCAGCCCCUGCCUCUGUGCUCCCAGGCCCCUCCAGGAAGGAAGCAGCCCUCCUCUGCUCGGGCUGGCUGCUCACAGCCUCCCUCUCUGCUCAGCAGCACCUUGGAGGCUUGGAGGUCCACCAGACGCUCACAGUGCAGCUGGACAAAGUUCUGUGCACCCUCACUUUGAGGAAGAAGAAAGCUGCUUUGUUCUCAGUCAGCCUCCUGAGAUUCCUGCGGACGUCCCUGGAACAGAAUUUCUCCUCUGCCCUGGUGAAGCUGGUCAGCUCAGACUCAGGGCAGCCGCCCUCUCUGGAGGAUUCUGCCCUUUCCCCACUGUCCCUUCAGCAGGUCCUGUCCCUCGUCGUCAGCCUUCAGAACCUUCUGGUGCAGAAGGACCUGCUGCUGUCCCAGGCUGUGGUUGGCUGCCUGGAGGCCCUGUUGGACUUCUUGCAAGCAAGGAGCCCUGAUGUUGCCCUGCAUGUGGCCGCCCAGCCCUGGAAUCGAUUCUUGCUGUUCACACUCUUGGAUGCUGGAGACAACUCCUUCCUGAGCCCGGAGAUCCUGAGGCUCAUGACCCUGUUUGUGAGGUUCCGGAGUAGCAGCGUCCUCUCCCAGAAUGACAUUGGGUAUGUUCUGCAAGAGGUGAUCAAGGCCAACUUUCGGGAGCUCUCCGGAGCCACGCUCCGGGCUCUGUGCUGCUUCCUCCUGCAGGUUCAGAAGACAGGCUCUCUGUCUAAUCCAGCCAUGAUCUCCACCACUCAGACCCUGCUGGAUACUCUCGCAGAAAUAGCUUCACCGCUGCAGCCACCCCAUCAAGAUUUGGUGUAUCCUUUUCUGCAGCACAAGGGGGUGAGGCCUGAGCUCCUUUUCCCAGAGGGCCCCCUGGUUUGAGGCAGGUGAAUCCAGGCCAAACCAAGGACCAUGAGUUCUAGGCCCAACAUAGGUGGAUGAGGUCUGUGGUACCAAGGUGGGGCGGGAGCAAGAAGUAGGGUUCGGAGGGUUUCUCCCCUUGCAUAACUGAGGCAUUCGUGAGGAUAGAUGUGGAAUUGAAGAGGAUUCCCUUCCCUCAUCCCCAUCCUCAUCCCCAGGACACAGAUCCCUUCCCCCAAAAGAAACUUUGGGUCCAGAUGCCUUUAGCCGCAUUUAGUUGACAGUCUCAUUGGCUGUGGAAUAGGAACCAGACCCAAAGGGCAGAACCAGGAAUGGGGGAUGCAGGGUUCAGUCCAAUAUAAGGAAAAACAUUCCCUAGUCUUAGAGCUAUCCCGAAGGAGAGUCCCCCUGCCCUUCCCGCUCCCCCCAGGUCUCCAAAUAGAGGCAGGGCCCCCUCUUGGGAACCUGUAGAGGGGAUCCCUAGGCUAGGUGCUCUCUGGGGUCCCUUCCAGUCCUGCCCACCUGGGAAAAUGUCAGGGAGCUCCUUUUGGCCCUGCUGAGCGGGACCCGAGCCUCACCUCCACCAGGCACCUUUAGCAGAGAGUUGGCCCUUUCGCUGGCUCGUCUCUAAGCUCCCCCUCCCCAAGCCUGCCCUUCUUGCGGUUAUCCUCUCAUGCCCUGCUGUCAGAUGCCUAGGAGGGGUGGCCCUGUCCUUCUCCCACAUCCGAGACUGAGCCAGAGAGAUGAGGAAAACUCGGCCCCAGCACCAGGUUCUGGGAGAGAAGGGAAGUGAUUCUCAG